Rattus rattus (black rat) is the source of this 1848-nucleotide messenger RNA. RefSeq names its product mitochondrial trans-2-enoyl-CoA reductase (gene Mecr). Gene Ontology annotation, cellular component: mitochondrion. Gene Ontology annotation, biological process: fatty acid metabolic process. Gene Ontology annotation, molecular function: trans-2-enoyl-CoA reductase (NADPH) activity. The transcript is spliced from 10 exons. NCBI's taxonomy places the organism in Eukaryota, Metazoa, Chordata, Mammalia, Rodentia, Muridae. The record is from RefSeq and is a predicted model, not a curated record. Bases 440 to 1333 code for a protein of 297 amino acids.
UUUCUUUGGGAUACAGUCUUAAUACAUAGCCUCUCAGAGAAGUAUCACUGAUGGCCUCCCAGGGAGGUCCACUGGGGAGGCCCUGGCAAUGCCAGCCACCCUCCCCUCUCCCCUCAGGCCAGUGUAGCAAGGCAGUCUCCAGGCCAGGUCAGGCUAAGGCUUGGUUUGGAACGCUUACCAGGUGGCUUCUUUUAACUUCUGAAGGCCAGGUUCAGAUCAGAUCAACCACCUACCACUGUUAGCAGCCUGAGUGAGUUAUUUACCUCUUCUGUGCUUUUGUUCUCAGCUAUAAAAGCAGAACAAUAGUCUGCAAGCUAUUGAAAUGGGGUGGAAGCUGGCCGGCCUAUAAAGCACUUGGCAGGGAGCCUGGCUGGUGAACACUCACUGACUGAAGAACCUGGAGCUCACUGCUGUGGAAGGAUCUGACGUCCAUGUGAAGAUGCUGGCAGCCCCUAUCAAUCCAUCUGACAUAAAUAUGAUCCAAGGGAACUAUGGCCUCCUUCCCAAGCUGCCUGCUGUUGGAGGGAAUGAAGGUGUUGGACAGGUGAUAGCAGUGGGCAGCAGUGUGUCUGGAUUGAAGCCAGGAGAUUGGGUGAUCCCAGCAAAUGCUGGUUUGGGAACCUGGCGGACUGAGGCGGUGUUCAGUGAGGAAGCGCUGAUUGGAGUCCCUAAGGACAUCCCUCUCCAGAGUGCUGCCACCCUUGGUGUCAACCCCUGCACAGCCUACAGGAUGUUGGUGGACUUUGAACAGCUACAACCAGGGGACUCUGUCAUCCAGAAUGCGUCCAACAGUGGAGUAGGGCAAGCAGUCAUUCAGAUCGCCUCAGCCCUUGGCCUAAAGACCAUCAACGUGAUCCGAGACAGACCCGACAUCAAGAAGCUAACUGACAGACUGAAGGAUCUAGGAGCUGAUUAUGUCCUCACAGAGGAGGAGCUAAGGAUGCCCGAGACCAAAAACAUCUUCAAGGACCUGCCGCUGCCCCGACUGGCUCUCAACUGUGUCGGAGGGAAGAGUUCCACAGAGCUGCUCCGGCACCUAGCGCCCGGAGGAACCAUGGUGACCUAUGGAGGAAUGGCCAAGCAGCCUGUAACAGCCUCUGUGAGUAUGCUCAUUUUUAAGGACCUCAAACUUCGUGGCUUUUGGUUGUCCCAGUGGAAGAAGAACCAUAGUCCAGAUGAGUUCAAGGGGCUGAUUCUCAUUCUCUGCAACCUCAUCCGCCAAGGCCAGCUCACAGCCCCUGCCUGGUCCGGGGUGCCACUGCAGGACUACCAGCAGGCUUUGGAAGCCUCCAUGAAACCUUUUGUGUCUUCGAAGCAGAUUCUCACUAUGUGAUUACUCCAGAGGACCAGGAGGAAAGCAGGAGAGGCAGGCCAGCAAGAUUGGCUGGCUGCUGGCCCUCCAUGAGGACUCCAGACUGCCUUACCCUCACUGCCUCUUCCUACCAGGAGGGUGGGAGGCCAACCCCAGGGUCCCUAAUAAACCCUGGACUUCCCAAGUAGAGGAUAAAGAGUACAGUCAUGCCUGUGGAGGAAUGAUGUGCACCUGCUCUGCCUCUCUACCUGGUGCCCAGUCACUGCCUGACCACCCUGAAAGCAGAGGCUAUGAGACUGCUGCUAAGUGCAGAAGUCACUCUCUGCCCUUAGCAUCGCUGAGUCUGGCAGAAAGGGAAAGGUGGCUAACCUCUCCUGGAGUGUGGGGCUCUGUCCAGGGCAAGGGGAUCUGCUGCCUGGGUGAGUACAGGCUGAGAUCAUUAACACUUCAGAGAACACAGGAUAGCAGGUGUCUAGGCCACCUUCUGGGAAUGACACUUGUAACUAGGAGAAUAAACAUCACACCUGUGGUUCUCA